GUUCUUAUCACCUUCUUCAACCUUCAGUGUGCGUGUGUGUAUAUAUAUAGCUAUGCUCAUUACAUUUCUCAUCUCAGAAAUCUUUGCUCAAGUCUCAACAUCUUUAUAGAGGUACCAUGAUUUUCAAAACACUCAUACUAUUAUUUUUGCUAACCAUGAUGAUGGUGACAAGCACAUCAUCAUCAAGAGCUGUCAUGGACGGCAAACAGACCUACAUAAUCUACAUGGACAAGACCAAAAUCAGAUCCUCUAUUCAUUCUCAGGACAUCACAAAACCAUGGUACAAAUCAGUCCUUGAUUCCAUUUCCCAAGAAGCUUCAUCAUCAUUAUCAGAACAAGAUCGACAAUCCUCAUCAAAUAAUCCUGACCUUCUUUACGUAUAUGAAACCACCAUGUUUGGUUUCUCUGCUCAUCUAUCACAAACCCACCUCAAAUCCUUAAACCAGAUCGAAGGUUUUCUCAGAGCCAUACCAGAUGAACUAGUGCACCUCCACACAACAUACACACCUCAUUUUCUAGGGCUUUCUAGUGGAACAGGGCUUUGGAGUAAAUCAAACUUAGGCUCUGAUGUGAUCAUUGGAGUGCUUGAUUCUGGGAUUUGGCCUGAACAUGUGAGUUUCAGAGAGUCAGCAGGGAUGCUUCCAGUACCUUCUAGAUGGAAAGGAGUGUGUGAGAAUGGGACACAGUUUUCUUCGGGAAACUGUAACAAGAAGCUAAUAGGAGCAAGAGCGUUCUUCAAAGGGUAUGAGAAAUUUGCUGGGAAGAUCAAUGAGAGUACAGAUUAUCGGUCUGCAAGAGAUUCUGAAGGCCAUGGAACUCACACUGCAUCUACUGCUGCUGGUGGCUUGGUGGAAAAUGCUAGUCUUUUUGGCCUUGCUGGAGGUACAGCCGCUGGAAUGAGGUAUUCUUCAAGAAUAGCAGCUUACAAAGUAUGCUGGUCCUUGGGAUGCACAAGCUCAGAUAUAAUAGCAGCAGCAGAUGUAGCAGUUGCUGAUGGGGUUGAUGUACUGUCACUCUCAUUAGGUGGUGCAGCCAGGCCUUAUUACAGUGAUAGCAUAGCCAUAGCCUCAUUUGGAGCAAUCCAAAAAGGGGUUUUUGUUUCUUGUUCUGCAGGCAACUCAGGUCCUUCCAAAUCAAGUGUAGGAAAUGUAGCUCCAUGGAUCUUGACUGUGGGUGCUAGCUACACUGACAGAAGCUUUCAAACAAAGGUGAAGCUCGGGAAUGGCCAAGUUUUCAAAGGGUCUUCUCUGUAUAAAGGCAAACCCACAAAGCAGAUGCUCCUUGUUUAUGGAAAAUCAGCAGCAAACAAUGGCAGUGAAAGAUUAGCACAGUAUUGUGCUAUGGGCUCACUUAAUCCAGAGCUUGUGAAUGGGAAAAUGGUCGCUUGUGACAGAGGAAUCAAUGGCAGAACUCGGAAAGGAGAGGUAGUGAAAAUGGCAGGUGGGUUAGGAAUGAUUCUGCUUAACUCUGCAUCUCAAGGAGAAGAGCUUUUUGCUGAUGCACAUAUUAUACCAGCAACGUCCUUAGGAGCUUCUGCUUCUCAGACCAUCAGAAGUUAUGUUUUAUCUGAUAAAAAACCAACAGCUUCAAUUUCAUUUAUAGGGACUGUAUAUGGAGAUUCUGAUGCACCAACAAUGGCUGCUUUUUCUUCUCGAGGACCCAGUUUGGUAGGACCAGAUGUGAUAAAGCCAGAUUUGACUGCACCAGGUGUGAACAUUUUGGCCGCUUGGCCACCCAAAACUAGUCCAAGUUUGCUCAAGAGUGACAAAAGAAGUGUACUAUUUAACAUAAUCUCUGGCACAUCAAUGUCUUGUCCUCAUGCAAGUGGCAUAGCAGCUUUGGUUAAGUCUGUGCACAGAGAUUGGUCUCCUGCUGCAAUAAAAUCAGCCCUUAUGACCACAGCUUACACUUUGAACCACAAAGGACUUCCAAUUGGAGACAUUGGCUCGAACAGAUCAUCAGAAAUGGCUAACCCUUUUGCUUUAGGCUCAGGCCAUGUUGACCCAGAAAAGGCAUCUAAUCCUGGGUUGGUCUAUGACAUUACUACACAAGAUUACUUGAACUAUUUGUGUAGCCUGAACUAUACUUCCUCCCAGAUUGCUUUAUUAUUAGGCAGUAAACGUGCCUGCUCCAUUGAUGGAAGUCUUCAACCUGGUGACUUGAACUACCCUUCAUUUGCAGUUUUAUUGCGCAGUAGAAAUACCAAGAAUGCUAGAGUGACCUACAAGAGGUUGGUCACUAAUGUAGGGUACCCCAAAAGUAACUAUGUAGUGAAAGUGGAAGAACCAAUGGGAAUAUCAGUGACUGUUGAACCAAAGAAUUUGAACUUUGCAAAAGUGGGUGAGAAGUUGAGUUAUAAUGUGACCUUUGUGGCAGAUGGAAGAGCAAGAGUUUCUGGUAGUUCAUCUUUUGGGUCAUUGGUUUGGAUUUCUGGGAAUUAUAUUGUAAGAAGUCCUAUAGCAGUAACAUGGGAAUAGUCAUGAGAGUUUCUUCUAUCUUGGGGUAUGUCAUAAGAGGCAGAGAACUUCAAGAUGGAGAAUUCAUUGCUGUUGUGAAGAUAUCUCCCAAAUUCCAGGUAGUGGGAUGAGAGUAAUUUAUUAUUGCUCUUUGCUAUUGGAUGCAAGCCGCUUCAAAUAUUGUUGUUGUUGUCAUUUUACAAGUUUUUCUUUAAAAAAACCGCAUGUAAUUUAAAUGCCAAUGACUAAAAUGUUCCCCUUUGCUUUGCAUAGAGUCUAAGGUGAGCUGCAUUAUUCAUAGCAUAUGAAUACUAGCUUCAUACAAAUUUAAUAUUAUAUAUA
This is a messenger RNA of Prosopis cineraria, 2798 nucleotides long. Its product is annotated as subtilisin-like protease SBT1.1. Gene Ontology annotation, biological process: proteolysis. Gene Ontology annotation, molecular function: serine-type endopeptidase activity. The coding region runs from base 117 to 2477 and encodes 786 amino acids. The record is from RefSeq and is a predicted model, not a curated record. NCBI's taxonomy places the organism in Eukaryota, Viridiplantae, Streptophyta, Magnoliopsida, Fabales, Fabaceae. The transcript is spliced from 3 exons.